GUCGGCAGGAACCUUAGUAAACAGGGUAAUUAGUCAAACGCCAGACCCACGACGGCCCACAACUCGCAUAACCACCCUUGCAGAAGUUCUGAGUCGGACUUGUAUCCUUCGACUGCAUCAACCACAUCCACGUAUGUCGCCCGUCGAGAUACACAAUUGAUCUCUAGCCACCUUGUCAUUGCCAAGUACUGUUUGUCGUUCUAUUACAUCUGACAAACGGUGUCGCAACCUAUCGUCAGCCUUUGUCAAUGAGUUUUCAACGUCCGAUUCUUGGCGAUCCUUGGGAGAAGCUGUCCCAAGUCGCUGUAUUGGGCGCCGAGUAUGACUCUCCUGAACGCCAGCCCCAUCCGAGACUUUUGGAAGGGUCCUGGGUAGAUCUUAACAACUGCAUCCUCGAAUUAUUGGACAACCAGACGAAGAAUCAGCUCAUUUGGCUUCAUGGCGCGAUGGGUGUCGGAACGUCUGCUAUUUCAUUCAACGUGGCUGAAGGGAUGAAAAGUCUGCAAGUGACUGCUGAGACCAAACUUGAAGUGCGGUUAGGAGGGACAUUUUUUUUCUCGCGCGGGCACGCGAAACGCUCCAUGAAUGGAUUUUUUUUCGCGACGCUUGCCUACCAGCUUGCCAGGAAUUUUCCUAGCGUGCGGACGGUGGUGAACGAAGCUAUUCGCAAUCAUCCCGCUCUUCUAGACCCCGGCGCGUCUCUUCGCGACCAGAUGGAGGCGCUCUUUCUCCGACCUCUCAGGGCACUGCAGUUCAGGCUGCGUAACUGUCCACCUAUAGUAUUUAUUGUUGAUGCCCUACAUGAAUGCACAUCCAAACAUGAAGUUGCCGAUCUCAUAUCCCUGCUCUGCCAAGUGCUUCGUCGACCUGAUUUGCCCCGGUUCCACAUCCAGUUCACGAGUGGCUCGCAAGCACAUAUCCGUGAAGCCUUCCAGAAAGAGGAGAUGCGCCCCCUGCUGUGCGAGAUACGAGGAGGAUCUUCGGGAGAGCUUCUCGCCAUAAACAUGGCAUCCCGUGACGCAUGCAUACCUGGAGAUUUGCCGCACAUCCUCGAUAUAAACACAACAACGUACAAUGCGUGCAUAAAUGGGGACUUACCAGCCGCCGAAGGACUGUUGACUCAAGAGAUUGACACCGAUAUCAACAGCCACCGCGCCUACGCAAAUCGCGCAUUUGUUAUGGCACGAAAAUAUGACUGGGACCAUGCACUUGAAGAUGCACUUAAGGUGUGAUGCACUUACCCAUCGUUGGUCCCUGUAAGAUAGAUUAACUUUCAUGGUGACGCAGUCCCCCUAUAUUAGACAUUACAUGCACUAUGUAUACGAUCCUCCUCGUUUUCCUU
Molecule: messenger RNA, 1342 nt
Organism: Suillus clintonianus
Lineage: Eukaryota; Fungi; Basidiomycota; Agaricomycetes; Boletales; Suillaceae
Exons: 3
Coding region: 249-1232 (327 amino acids)
Molecular function (GO): protein binding
Source: RefSeq, a predicted model, not a curated record